This is a messenger RNA of Xenopus tropicalis (tropical clawed frog), 6459 nucleotides long. It is a transcript of the gene camsap3, whose product is annotated as calmodulin regulated spectrin associated protein family member 3. Lineage: Eukaryota; Metazoa; Chordata; Amphibia; Anura; Pipidae. The record is from RefSeq and is a predicted model, not a curated record. The transcript has 19 exons. Gene Ontology annotation, cellular component: microtubule; cytoskeleton. Gene Ontology annotation, molecular function: spectrin binding; microtubule binding; calmodulin binding. Gene Ontology annotation, biological process: neuron projection development. The coding region runs from base 410 to 4405 and encodes 1331 amino acids.
AGGAAUUGGCUGACUUCCUCCAUUGUCUUUUUCUGAAUUACCUGUUAGAAAGAAGAAGAGGCCCCGCCCCAUGGUGAGGUCACAGAGGGAAGGAGGGGGAGGGGAGCAGUGAGACAGCCAGUGCACCUGAGACAGCAGCAGCGGGGCGAGAGAGGCCGAGCGAGUGAAGGGACAGAGAAGGGCCCGUCUCCCCUAGAGGAGCCCCCCAUUAAGCCGUACGGUGGUGCUGAAGGACAGCUCCGCGCCCCUGGGAUACGGGAUUGUUUCAGCCGGAGCGCUCAGCCUGUUGUUUGUGUCAGACUGAAGGGUCCCCCCCCCCCGGCUCCAUUCACUUUAACCUGCCCCCCCCUUCUACUCAUGGAUGUAGCGCUGCACUAGCCCGACACUGCGAGGGAGGCCCCUACCCAUCAUGGUGCCCGUCAUUAAAGCCCUGGAUGUGUAUGAUGUACAGCAGGCCCGGAUCUCUGCCUCACUCAGCUGGCUCAUCUACCGAUACUAUGGCAAAGAGGUCCCUGCAGAGCUGUGCUCCCCCUGCUACACAGACCAGUAUGAACAAGAACACGUAAAGCCGGCAGCGAUCGCCCUCCUCUUGUCCGCUGAUAUCUACUGCAGAGCUUACCGCAGAGCACUGCCCCAUGACAGCUCCCCACCCCGGGACAAUGCCGGCCUUCUCCUUAUGUUGGCACGGAAGGGCUUGGCACCAACAAACCAGGGAGAGCCCGUGAAAACCUCAGAUCUGAGAGAGAAGCCUAUCCGCAUGGCUGCCCACCUCGCUCUGAUUGACUCUCUGAUGACUCUCUACUCAAUCCACUGCACUGCGCCCCUCCCUCCUGAUGCAGAGAUUAGCCUGACCAGCGUGGAGACUAAGCUUCUUGAUUGGAUAGAUAAGGUAAAUAACCAUCUUCUUGAUGAAGCUGAAAGGGAGCAAGGGAAGAAACAGAUGUCCGCCCCAGAGGGGCAGAACCAGGCCGGGUGCCCCUCCCGCUGGUACUGGAAACUGGUCCCUCAUGCCAUCGCUUUUUGUUUAAAGGAGUCUGGGAAUAAGCCUCCCGUGAUUCGCUAUCGGAAGGAUAAAGCUCUCUCCAGGCAGACGCCCUGCUUCACUGCUGUCUCAUCACUGAGGGACCUGUCUAACGGGAGCGCUCUCGCUGCCACUGUACAUUACUAUUGCCCCGCGCAGCUCAGGCUACAGGAUAUCUGCUUGAAGGACACCAUGUCAGUGGCCGACAGUCUCUAUAACCUGCAACUCCUGAGAGAGUUUUAUGCUCAGCACUUGCCUCCCUCCUGCCCCCUCUCCUUGGAGGAUCUACUGUACGUGCCCUCUGCCCUAAAGGUUAAUCUUGUAGCUCUCCUGGCUGAUCUCUACCUGUGCUUUGAAGUGGCCAAACCUGACUUUGUGCAGCCCAAAGAUGUGUACCUGCACAGUGAGAGUGCAACGCCUUCCAGUGCACACAGUGGGGGGUCCCCAGUCUUCAACUUCAACCGGCCUGGCAACACGGGCUCCCUUCCUCAUUCCUCUUCAAUGUCCCACAUGGAAGGAUUUGGAAAGGCGUGGGUAAAAAACCCUCUGAGUCAUCCGCUGUCUCAAGCAGUCUCCUUCAGCAUUCCCUUUGGCUUGGACAGUGAUGUAGACAUUGUGAUGGGGAAUCCUGUAAACAUCAUGCGCUCUGUCAGCUCUGACAGCCUCAAUCCUCCAGCUUUCCCCCCAAAGUCUCCCAGCUGUGUCAGCCGGGCCACCUACACCCCACCUGAGGAUGCUGCUGAACUUCGCACGUUAAAGAAGGUUCCGGGGAAAGUGACCUCUGAUCUGAAUUCUCAGGAUAAAACUGCUGGGAGCCCAGGGGUGCAGUCGGACCUCCCCACAAUUGAGGAAGCCCUACAAAUUAUUCAUAGCUCAGAGGCACGUCAUCUGCCAGAUGGAGCACCAGAUGGAUUUUAUCUUCACUCUCCUGAGGAGGCAAAGCCCCCCAAAGUUGAAGAGUUAGUGGUUACCCCAAAUGUGGGUGUCUACAGGACACAUAAUGCUUCCAGGAGGCUCUCCCGGGAUGAUGACUCUGUUCUAAGGGACAACAGCCUGGACUCGGAUGCAGAGGAGACUAAACCCGCUCAGGAUUCUAGCCGGAGCUCUCUCAGCUCACAAGCAGAUUCUAGUACAGGACCAGGGACAAAAAUGACCAGUUUUGCUGAGAAAAAAAAGAAAAUAAAUGCCAAAGCGACUCCAGAAGGUUCUCCCUCAUCUUUGCCUUUGAACUCUCCCAAUACCACCACAUGGGCUCAGAAGGCUGAGGAGUCUCCUGUGAAGAGUCCAGCCUUAAAUUCAGAGAUGAACCAGCUGAGUGCCCGGCUUGAAGAGAAACGGAAGGCCAUUGAGGCACAAAAGAAAAGAAUUGAAGCCAUCUUUGCUAAGCACCGCCAACGGCUAGGCAAAAGUGCGUUCCUUCAGCUUAACAAAAAAGAUGGAGAGGAAGGAGAGGUGGAAGAAGGGAAACUAUCUCCAGAUGAAGGUCUCCCCAAGGAGCUAGAUGAUGAAGGAAGGAGGAAGCAAUUCUCAGAAGAUGAAAACAAUGAUGAAAAAUCAGAUGUUGUGAUGCGACCCCGAGUUGAGAAACAAGUCAGCUUCUCACCUGAUGUGGCAAAAGAAGGUCUGGAUAACAAUCUGGGGGAUUAUAACCGUGCUGUAGCUAAACUGAACAAUGCACUGUCCUCCCUCCAGUCAGAUAUGAAAAGGUUGUCUGAUCAGCAGGACAAGAUGAUGAAAAAGGAAAGCAAGGCCUGGGUCAUUCCAGCCCCAAAAGCCUCACCACCUCCACAUCGACCCAAAUCUUCACCUCCUGUUCGCCUCACACGAGAAAUUCAGGCUCCUCGUUCCUCCUUACCUGCAUCCCCCUCACAUUCCCCAUCCCGUUUUGUUCCAAAGUCUCCCCAGCCCAAUGCAAGGAGGUCUUACCAACCUGUGCCUAUAACACCCAAAAGUCCCAAGACUAAUCGGCCAGUUGAACUUAAGCUCCCUCCCGUAAACAGAGUCCUCACUCUUCCACAUAAUGUUGAUACCAUACCUCAUCUGCGCAAGUUCUCCCCAAGCAAAGUGCCAGAUCAGACAAAGACAUCCAUAUAUGUUACUCAUAAGGGACUAGAGGGAGAAGAGGAUGGAGAGACUGUCCCAGCUGUAGAAGGCCAUGGUAACAUGCGGCCUGUUGCUUCUGUGGUGCCACAGAGUAGUGGAGUGGCCCCUUGGACUGAAGAGACAGAGUCAAAGAGAAGCAGUUUGAUAGAAAUACCACUGUCAGAUUUAAGGGCUGCAGAAGAUUCUGAGACUGAAGGCCCAGACUCACUGGAGGGAACACCAGGAGAAGACGAACUGCAGAGAGGGGGAGUUGGAUUCUUUUUUAAGGGCGAGGAGCGGACAGAAGAUGAGAUGGCACAGAGAAGGGCAGCUCUCUUGGAAAAGCAACAGAAGAGGACAGAGGAAGCAAAGAAAAGGAAACAGUGGCAAGAAGAAGAGAAGGAGAAGAAGGAGGAGGCAAGCCGCCAGCAGCAGCAGCAGGAGGAGCAGAAGCGCAAAGAGGAGGAAGUAGUGGCACGGAGGGGCGACUUCACCAGGAAGGAGUAUGAACGCCGGCUGCAGCUAAAGAUCAUGGAGGAUUUGGAUAAAGUUCUACGGCAGAAGCCCAUGACAGUUCGGGCAGUUAAAAAGCCGCGCCCAAAGACUGUCUUCCGAGACGACUCUGUCAUUUCCCGGAGUCCAGUUCGAGGCCUACUAGGUUCCAAGCUCAGUAAAGUCUAUUCCCAGUCCACAAUGUCUCUGUCCACUGUUGGCAAUGAAAGUGGUUUUAGCACUAUGAAAAAAUCUCCUAAAUCCCCAAGAGCCAUGUCACCUUGUGGCCCAAUGUCUCCAAUUAAAGGUACCUUUGCUCAGAAUGGGGACAAGGACUGGGACGCUGCAUCCACCGCAUCAUCUCCCGCGUCUAUCCCAGAAUAUACUGGUCCCCGUCUCUACAAAGAGCCAAGCGCUAAAUCAAACAAGUUUAUCAUACACAAUGCUUUAUCUCACUGCUGCCUCGCUGGCAAGGUCAACGAAUCCCAGAAGAUCAAGGUUCUAGAGGAUAUGGAGAAAAGCCCAGCCAACCACUUCCUGAUUCUCUUCCGUGACAACAGCUGUCAGUUCCGGGCAGUCUAUGCCUUUUCCGCAGAGACGGAAGAGCUAAGCCGCUUGGCCGGCAUCGGUCCUCGUACGAUCAGCUUGGCUAUGAUAGAAGACAUCUACAAAUACAGCUCAGACCGAAAGCGCUUUACGCAGAUACCAAGCAAGACCAUGUCCAUGAGCGUCGAUGCCUUCACUAUACAGGGCCAUCACUGGCAGAGCAAAAGGCCAACGACUCCCAAGAAGGCAGGCACGCCAAAGUGAAUACAUCCUCAGUCGUCUUCAUCUGGGUACCAAUGUGUGGUGCUGCCCGGGCUCUUCAGACUGGCACAAAUACCACCUUUUCAGUUGCGGUCUAUUAGCUGUCCUGUGUUGAGUUUUUGCUCAAGUGGUGCCUGUUUUGAAUUGAGUAUGGUCAGGCUGGUGUUCACUUUUGCUUGGGCCCAACUGUUUUCAUUCGGACCUCUCCUAGUUCCUUUACUUCAUCUCAGCCCCACUGGAUCUAAAGAAGCCGGUGACCACUGCCUCCUAAGGUGGUGCCCACUUUGCCCUCCUUCCUCAGGGUGGACUGGCUUCAUAUUGACUUUUUCUCUGUUAUGGAAUGUUAUUACAUGAUGGGCUUGGGUAGAACUUUCUCUCUGCAUUUAUUAGUCGAGCUGUCCUACAGCCCCCUUUUCUUUUUAACCCCCCUCCCUUAUUGCUACUCACUGCCCCCCUACUAAUGUGCCAAGCUGUUAUUCACUGCCCAUUCUAAUUUAAACAAAGCUAUUGCCCACUUAGGCCAGUGUUACCCAUGUCUCUUUUUUAGUUUCUGCUGAAAUGGUGCCUUCUGUCUGUUGGUGGCCAAGGUGCAAUUCACGGCCCCUAGACUUAGUAGAAAGGAGGUCUUCUUACUUAAGGCACAAUAUUCUGCCAUUAUCUCUGGUUAAUUGGAAUCUUUUUCUUCUGAAGGUAAAGAUGAAGGUUACUUUGUAUAUCAUGUAUAGGUUUUGCCUUUAUGAAGAUGGACAUGGCCUCAGACCCUAUUAUUAUUAUGUGUCCACACAUACUUGUUAUGGGGUAUUAUGCUUAUAACCAUCCUUUCAUCCUCCCAAAUACCAGAAACCCCACUGCCUGACUUGAUACUGCCCAUUAGGCUAUUUAGCUGCCCCGUCCUUCUUUCCCUACAACUAUGACAUCCUUCGACAUUACGUGCUUGCCUACACUAUUUGUUUGAGUGAAUACUGGGUGUAUAAGAAGCUAAUGUGUAUUUAUAUUAUGUGCUGUAUAGCAAGGGAUCAAAGAAUAUAUUUUAUAGAAUGAAAAGUCUGUGUGUGCUUGGGGCAUUUGGCAGGCCUUUGUGGUUGUUUCUGAAUGAGCAUCGGAUACACAGUGCCACUUCUCAUCUGCUAUUCACGUGCCUGCUACAGCAAACAAACUGGGUCAAUACAAUAUAAACGUUUUUUUUUUUUUUUAAUUUUGCCUUACACUAAGAUUUUCUACCUUCUCUUAUAGUUGGUGGAGAAUGCGCCUUUUUCUGUUUUGGAUUAAACCUUCUAAGCAGUGGUAGAAGCUAAAAGGUGGAGAGCUGGGGUCGUUGCAAUGAGUUGGACUGCAGAUCUGACAUAGUACAAAUAUCCAGAUCUUCAAAUUAAAGUCAUGGGCAGAGAGGGUUCUUCCAUGUGUGGAGAGAUCUGUUAGCCAGGAGACCCUUCUUGGCACCCCCUCAAUGAAUUAAAGUGAGCUUUAUUAUUAAGUAAGCUAUGACUAACUGUGGGAAAUAGUGGGUUUACUGUAUAGUCAUUAGCCUUCUGCUAAUGACAACUCGGCUCUGGUCAAAGUGAUCAACGGUGAGAUCAAGCACAUUCAUGUGCCAUCUUUCAAGGAGAGCACAACUCCUCUACUGUUCAUAUGGAAGUCUUGUCUUCUUUAUGGGGCUUUACUUUGUAGUUACUUGUGCGCUUAAAGCAAAGCCAUCACUGAAACUGGCUUAUUCCCCUCCCCAUAACUACAGCGCACAAGUUACUACUGCUGUUUCCUACAGAGCCUGGUUCCUGAUGGGCUUUCAUGGUUUUCUUCAGCAUCACACAAGCUGCACCCUGUAACAAUCUAUAUUAGGAGGGGGGGGUUAUUUUUUUUUCCACAAAACUCUUCUAUACACCCAAUCCCCUGGAGAAGUCUACCUGAACCACUACCCCAUUCUUAAUUCCCCAACAGAGAAAAAUAUAAAAUGGCAUAUAUUCACUUCAUUUACCUUCUGCUAAUAUAUAUCAAGAUUGUCCCCAGCCCUGCCCCCGAGGACUUAUCCACACCCCCCAAGAGUACAAGCUACAUCUCUA